GCUGAACUCACUCUGAGAAAAAUGUCACACGAAUAGAACCCUAAUCCCAAAUCGACUGUCGAUCAUUGUGAAAUCGGUUCAUGGAUCAUCAUUGUUGCUCGCGAAAUUGAAAUCUGCCACUGAGCUGAUGAAUUUCUUUUGCUGGUUUUGAAGCGGUUUAAGAACACGAUUGAAGAUCCUUGGCAGCGAUAUCUUGUUCUCACGGCGACGACAGUGGAAUGAACAGAACAUCCUCAACUCAAGGUUUUUGUUUCCUUAUGUAACAAGUGCUCCGGUACUAAAUUAGUUGAUCAAGCAUGGUGGUUGGAGCAAUAUUGCGCCAUAGAUUUCUUCUUCACUUCAGUCCUAUUUCAAACCAAUGUUCUUCAGUUCGUUUAGUGUCUUCUUUGCAAAAGGUUGAGCAGGCUGUUAGAGCUGAAGUAGAAGCCAAAAACUACAUCAAAAUUCCUGACCUUCUCAUGUCCUUGGAGUCCUGCCAAAACUCAAAUCCUUUUUCUUUUCUUUCUUCUUUUCCUCAAACCUUACAAGUACAAAUUGUUGAUGAAAUGUUGCAAUCUUUUAUACCUCUUAGACCUCGCUCUAAACCUCAGCUAGCCUAUUCCUACAUUCUUUCUUAUACCCUCCAAAGUUCACAUCCCUUCCCUGUUGCACUUGCUGUCCUACAACGGACUCUACGUUCUGGUUGUCUUCCAGUUCCUCAGACACAUGUUCUCCUCUCAUCUGCUUGGUUAGACAGGCGACUUCUGCCUCUUUCUGUAGCUAAUAUUUUACUUGAGAUGCCGUCAAUUGGAUAUCAUCCUGACUGUGGGACUUGUAAUUAUCUACUAUCAUCCCUUUGUGCUGUUGAUCAAUUAGCGGAGGCUGUUAAAGUCCUGAAGGGCAUGGGUGGAGCAGGAUGUAUUCCUGAUUCAAAUAGUUAUGGCAUUGUCAUUGGUGCGAUGUGCAGAGUGAGGAAGACUUCUGAGGCACAGGAUUUGAUGAAACAAAUGGUGGUGAAAUAUGGGUUGACCCCAGGACAGGGAACACUGGUGGGAUUGUUUGCAGCAUUACGGGCAAACAGGGACAUAAGACAAGCUAUCGAGAUGAUUGAAUUCCUGGAGAAAGAGGGUUACUCUGUUGGAUUUGAGAGUUAUGAAGUGGUAAUUGAAGGAUGCUUGGAGAAACGUGAGUAUGUUUUGGCUGGAAAGGUUGUGAUAAGGAUGACAGAAAGAGGUUUUAUACCAUAUAUCAGAGUCAGGCAGAAGAUAAUUGAAGGUUUAGCCAGUAUCAAUGAGUGGAAGAUAGCUUGUGCUGUGAGACAAAGAUUUGCAGCACUUAAAUCUUAGCUGUAAACUUAUUUGCAGUUGGCCAAUUACAACUCUUAAUCCUGAAAAGGAACUGCUCACUACUGAGGGGGAUCUGGAACCUACAAAUUUUUCUUGGUAUAGUUGGAUGGAGAAGAAGAUGAAAAUGGAGUGACAUUUGCUGUCAAUUAGCCUCCAAGUAUUUGCUUAAUGCUUGACAGGGUAGGUAGCAUCCAUGGCAAUGCCACAAGUACCACCUUUAUUCCUAGCACCCCGCUUCAUCCUAACCUAACUAGAUUCACCGCAGUCAUUUCCCCAUGAACUUUUCACAAUCCUGUACUUUUUACCAUUUUCUUCAUACCAAUUAUUGUCAUGCCAUGAUUGAGGUUCUUUCCGUAACUUCCCGAAAAAAUACAUUUUGAAUAAAAUUGGAAUGUAUAACCUCCAGCAUCAGUUGCAACAGAGACAGGUUGAUGAACAACUGCAGAUUUUAGCAUUUUCUUAUUACCAGCAGAUACCUUUUCAUAGCCACCUAUGGUGACUGCAUGGUCUCUAGCUUUGGCCUUGUUGAGUUACCAUCUGUUCCUUGAUAAGGAUACGCUUCAUCAGUGGCAAGCCGACCGUGCUUGCUGAUGUAGGUGAAAGCUGUUUCCAUCUCGCCACCUUCACAGCCUUGGUUCCCAUUUCUAAUAUCACAAUCUAUCAGCUGUUGUUCAGACAGAGAAACCAACUUCCCUGUUUUUAUUUUGUUGGUGCCUUCAACAGCUGCCACUGCGGAGAAUGCCCAACCUCCCGCAUCAAGAGAGUAGACACAAAUGUGAAAACGUUAAAACAUGUUCUUUUGCUAAUCAUCAGAUCAGAUGACUUUUCAUACGCUCAAUUGUAAGGAAUUUACUUAUGUAUGAGAUUCUAGAAGACAUCUAUCUCUAUUCUCUAAUUCAUGUGGUCAGAUUCAAAACUUUUAACA
Messenger RNA from Lotus japonicus, 2250 nucleotides. Its product is annotated as pentatricopeptide repeat-containing protein At1g06270. Gene Ontology annotation, molecular function: protein binding. The coding region runs from base 297 to 1325 and encodes 342 amino acids. The record is from RefSeq and is a predicted model, not a curated record. The transcript is spliced from 5 exons. Lineage: Eukaryota; Viridiplantae; Streptophyta; Magnoliopsida; Fabales; Fabaceae.